AUGUCAAACUGGCGGGGCGAGCGUGCCUUGACCGCCGAGGAGCUGGCUCGGCGGUAUAACAAAGAAGCAAGGGCUUGGACCCCCGACGACUCAAGCCAAGGCAAUGGAGCCAGAGAAACUCUCCCAAGAAGAAGAAUCACUCCUCAGUCUCUGUUCCCACGGAAGCGACAGAGGACAUCUGCAACGGUACCGGUGGCGGGUGCCAGUCCUUUGGCUUCCGCCAAUGUGUCACCUGCACCCAGUGAGGCUCCAGUGCGUGUCAAAACUGAAGCUGAAGUGCAAGCUCUCGAGCACUUACGGAGCAUGCCGCCUGAGAAAAGGGUGAAAGUUUACGUAGGAGAAAAAAGCACGGCAAUGGAAGUGGGCCUCGAAGAUCUCGACAAGUCACCUGUGCUGAAGUCUUUCAUCAGCGAAUCUGGCGCGCCAGGCCCGUACAUCAUGCAUCCGACACUCGUGACCGUCAAUGUGGACCACUUUCAGUCGAUCCGUGAGUUUCUACUGAUGGACGAAUAUAUGCCCGCCCUUGUGAACAACCCUCGUGGAGAGGAUGUUCUUCCCAAGCAACUCGACAAUUGCACCACCCCCGACCACUACAGACAUCAGGCGCUGAGGGCUGGACACGUCUAUGUCAUCGCAGAAACGCUGAGGAUGCCGACUUUGCAGGACCUCAUCUUCCGAAAGAUCACUCAAGCACAGUUCCACCCGUACGGUGUCAAAUGUCUUCUUGACUUGGCUCUGAUCAUAUUCUCGCGACCGGAGUUGGAUGGAUUAAAGCAAAAGGGGAAGGUCACGCAAGCGGAAGACGAGAACGAGAAUGAGGAAGGGGAUGAUGCCCUUGAGAAUUGGCUGAUCAAUUCCCUCAAGGACGAAUUCCAGAGGACCAUGGUCCAUCAUGCUCAGCAAUUCUUUCAUGUCUCGGCACACAGUGCUUGUAGGAGACGGGAGUUCGGUCGAAGGGUCCUGAGAAGGACAGUCGAGGAUUGGGAUGCACUACGCCCAGACGUGGUUGCCAUUGAAAUCGAUGGUUGA
Molecule: messenger RNA, 1029 nt
Organism: Fonsecaea erecta
Lineage: Eukaryota; Fungi; Ascomycota; Eurotiomycetes; Chaetothyriales; Herpotrichiellaceae
Exons: 1
Coding region: 1-1029 (342 amino acids)
Source: RefSeq, a predicted model, not a curated record